UAUGUAUUGCUAUUGCUAUGCAGUGCACCACUUAUGAUACAUCGUUGAUUGAUUUGUGUAUGUACGUACGGGAGGCUCAGUGCCACAUGUAUAUUUGUGGGGUGUUGAGCAAAUGAAUUUUAAUUAGCUGCUUCUAGAUUUAGAGAGCUUGAGAAACAACUAGUAGAGUCUGAAUCACAGUUUAUUGUAAGUACAAUCGACCGAAAUCGCAAGCAUGCAGAACCUUAAAAGUUUCUUCCAGUCGGCAGCAACUGUGCUCGCUCCUCCGAUCGAGAAUGACUAUGAUGAGUUCUACCAAGCGUGGUGUGCGAUAAAAGAUUACUAUGGUGAAACUAAAAUGGACAAGAUUGCGGUGCAGAAUUCUAUGAUUCCCGAUCAGCUCGCCAUCUUGAUCGAGAAGCUGCGACAUGAACGGCACCAAGCAGGCAUGUUCGACAGCGACGAUGACCAGUACGACGACGAAGGCUACGACGAAUCAGCAGAGUCCACGGACAAGACACGCAGAACAUCCAGCGCCCAAGCAUCCAUGCGGGUGGGUGUAGCUGCAAACACAGCUGAAGUGAGCAACUCAAGGCUGCCCCCGUCUGGGCCUAUUGAUGGUAUUAAAGGGCUGGGUGGCGGUGUGAGUGCGCAUAGAGGGGAUGCGACCCCUUGCUUGGAGUAUAUGCUGAACCAUGUAUUCUCCACACUCUGUGUGUUGGGCCAGGGAGAUACGCCUGUGGGCAUGAAGGAAGAGGUCCUGCAGUUUCUGACCACGUUUCUUAAGGACAAUGCGUUUGGCAUACACGCCGACAUACGCGCACGUCGAAUGAGUGCCCACGGUAACCCGGCCGACGAAUCUCCGGUGGUGCGGCAAAGCGAUCUGAUGAAUACCAACGUGGUGCUGACCCAUGCGAAGGUGCCCGGUCCGCUGAUGGAUCUGAUCAAGUCCUGUCACAAGCCAAAGAUGAGCCUGUAUGAGGAAGAUGUGGCGAACAUCCUAUCAGUCCUCGCACACCUGUUGCGAGACAACCCUACCUGUGUGCCGUACUUUAUUGACCGGAUCACGGAGGAGAAUAAAAGCCAUGUGGAGAGUUUAGGGUAUGGAGAUGGCGAAUCAGAGUUUUUCAUCCUCGAUGCACUGACAGAUCUGCUAAGUAGCGAGGACAUACAGGUGGUCAACAGAGCUUGCGAGUCCAUUCUCGCUCUGGUGGCCUGUGAUUCGCCCGAGAUUUCAAAGUAUAUCACCAGUAGUAAGCGGCUGACAAUACUCCUGAUGGACCACCUAUCUUCGGCGUUCAAUGCACUCCCUGCGGUACGGGGGGCAUCCGAGCAGGAUCGUAAGCGGCUAAUCAGGAGUUUAGACGGAUUCAAAGCGUGGGCGACAUACGUAGACAGAGUAUUCUGCAAAAGUGUUGGUCUCGAUGACCACCUAUCUGAGUUUCUACACUCAAAUUUCUUCGUUCCUUGCCUGGAGAAGAAGCUAAGGGAAACACCCGCCGUCUCACAGUUCAAAUCGAUCGACACGACUCGUCAACUUUCGAAUCUCACCCCUUCCCAGGACGUGGUGGAGUUCUACGAGGGCGAUUUCCUGCGCAUGUUAUUGCAGAAAAUGCAGCGCAUGCUAGAUGAGCCGUACGGCGAGAUGCUUAGGGUCUCUGCAUUGCUCAGUCACUUGGCCACUUUCCCCAACGAGCAGCUGCGAACGUUCCUACUGAGUCCCAAGUGCGAGGUGCCGCCGUCGGUGCUCACACUAUACCACUCGCUGGAGAUUGCGACCAUCCUACUAGACGAGUUUGUGAAGGAGAUCGGCUCCUGCUGUAUGGUCAGCAAUGAGUCCUCUGUGUAG
Molecule: messenger RNA, 1828 nt
Organism: Sphaeroforma arctica JP610
Lineage: Eukaryota; Ichthyosporea; Ichthyophonida
Exons: 8
Coding region: 215-1828 (537 amino acids)
Source: RefSeq, a predicted model, not a curated record